UAGUCUGGGUGCAGCAAGGAGUGGUGGCACGGUCCAGUUGUCGCGGCUGUAAGUAAAGCUGAGAGUCGUGGCGGGUGCCAGCAGUAGUGGAUCAUGUCCCUGGCGGAAGGCAUCUCCGACACAGAACACAGGGCCGAAGACGACAAGCAACAGGACAACGCCAAGAUUUCUGAUAAGAGACAGAUGUCAGAUUCAUACAUGUGGAAGGAGCAGAUUCACACGUUAAUGAAGGGAGGGGAGAGCGAAUCCGACAUCUCGGAUUCCGAGCACUUCCUCACUAAGGGCGCCUUCCUCCUGACGCCCUCUCACGGCCUCAGCAUGGAGAAGGCUUCAGCCAUCUGCGAGAAGAUGGAAUUCAAGGGCUGCUUCUCUCUCACCAAGACAGCCACUGGUAUACUCUUCAAAUUCUCCCAUGUUGAUGAUUACCAGAUGGUCUUCAAGAAAGGAUUCCAUAAAGUCACGGGAUCCAGGUUCUAUAGGAAGAUUGCGAUACCGUGCCGUCCUCAGAAGACAUUCACAAUCUACGUAUACGAUGUUCCCGAUGAGGUACCAGAGGAAGACGUGCGUCACGCCCUCUACAAGUUCACCUCUGUUGUAGAGGUGCUGCGUUUACAUCUCGCCGGUUCACCAAGAGAGGGCAACACUGGUACAUCAACUCCAAAACCAUUGGAGAAGACACCACCUCGUGCUCUGACGACCAUCGACGGUGAGUUGGUGAGCAGCAUGAUCCCGAAGGAAGCGUCCACCGUCAUCCGCGUGACUCUCGCCAGCAUUGAGGAAGCCAAUAUACUGCUGCAGAACGGCCUUGAUUUCUACGGAGCUACUUUCUUCCCGACGGAGCUGGCCACCCCCGCGCAGGCAGCAAAGCUUAUCAAACCCAGCAGAGUUUCUGGGGGCACGGUAUCCGCGAGGGUCCGGGAUCUGCUCCCAGUCUUCGACCAACAGGGGUUCAAUAAGUUCGCACCGCCCGCAUCCAGGCUAGUUAAGCCACGAGCCAAGUAAACCUAUCCAUAAUCCUUUAGACCCCUUUUCCACAGAGUUGGCAAGUUUUCCACGGAAGUCGUGCUAGUGGUAAAAGGAUCUUAAAUUAGAAAUGAAACUUCGCUCUAUCUAGAGAUAUAUGUUUUAUAAAUCCUGCUUUAUCUGGAUGAAAAAGUAUGGUUAAAGUUACGAUUCGAUUCUAUAAGAAGUCUUGGGUUCGAAGUCUUUCGAUUAUUAUAAUCAUGACCUACCACAAACUGAACUGGCUUGAAAUGGUUAAAAGAAAUUUUAAUUAUUUGUAUUUGAUCUUUAGUUUAAGCGAAGUUUCAUUUCUUUAGUGUCAUUUUAUGUUUUUUGUUACCUAAAUGUUCUCCUGUUUCUGUACUUAAUUAUAACUACGUGUCCUAUGUGAAGAUACUGGGGUAUGAAGGAAAUAAUAUAAAUAACAUAAAAUGCUUAUUGUGACAUUUUUAUUUUUCAUUAAGGCUUUUGAUAAAAAAUUAUCGCUAAAUUAUUUCUUUUUUUAAUGUGUUAAUCGAUAUUAAUAUACGAAAAAUGCAUUUAUUUAUAACAAAAUGUUACUUGUGCCAU
This is a messenger RNA of Papilio xuthus (Asian swallowtail), 1572 nucleotides long. The record is from RefSeq and is a predicted model, not a curated record. Lineage: Eukaryota; Metazoa; Arthropoda; Insecta; Lepidoptera; Papilionidae.